AUGCCUCUCGUCGACUUGCCACCCGAGCUACUCCUGCGCAUAUCAGCCUACCUCACUACUAUCGAGCUUGGCAACUUCAGACUCAUUUCCAAGCAUGUUGAAAACACCAUUUUCGACAGUUUCGCUCGCGAAUUCUUCACAAAGAAGCAGUUCAUGCUGGAACAAGUCAGCCUCCAAGCUCUGGUCGAUAUCUCAAAUCACCCUACUCUUGCUCCUCGUCUGGCCGAAGUUGUCAUUAGCACUCAUGUCUUCCCGUCAGAUCACGAGCUGGCCACUCCAUGUGGAAAGGCCAUGUACGAGGCCGGCUAUGCCAGUCACGACGUUCUUCUCGCAACUGGCCAAGCUCUGAACAUGCUCUCCGACGCCUUCUCCAAGUUGCCCAACCUGCGAACAAUAGGUCUGCGGGAUUACAACGGUAGAGGCCGCUUCCGCGAUGGAGAUCUUGCCACUUGGAAGAGUUGGGCAUGGUCUUUCGGAUGGGAAGACAUGUCUGCCUAUUCGCCAGCAGGCCAGUUCUUGCGACCACUCGUUUUGAUCUCGCCAGAGGCCAUCUUGCCCCUGGUCUUCUACGCCCUCGGUCAAGCCAAAGUCUCACCAGAGAGUGUCCAUAUCUUCCUACGCAAGCACGCCAGACUUACACCACGCUCUUUCGACAUCCUCAAUGGCUAUUUGGGCGAGAAAGUUCGACCUGUGCUUGGUGAAAUCAAGGAGCUAAUGCUGGCCAUCGGUCCUGACACGCCACAAUCCUACUUCAGGUCAGAUCCGUCAAAUGGUCACGGCCCCGCUACCGACGCACCAUUGACACGCCUCUUGGAACGCACGCCCAAGCUCGAGACGCUCCGUCUGAACUUCGACCCGCGCCAGUCGUUCGCUGCACGCUUUCUUGAUUGGCUCGGAGACCCUGUGUCUGGUCAAGCGCAUCCCUCAACAAGCCUCGUAACCCAACCCGUUCUACUACCACGCCUGUCCGCUCUAGAACUAGGUAUGCUCAGCAUAUCGGCUGACGUCCUCUUGAAAGUCCUCACAAAGUUCGAUUUGCAGUCGUUCAGUUUGUGGAAAGUCACUCUGGACGAUGUGUCAGAAAGUGGCGAAGAGGAUCACUGGCAGCCACUACUGUACGAUCUUGCAGCUGCUUUACCGCAGUCAACCCGGCUCAAGUCUGUGCUGAUCGGCUUCCCAUCGCAUACAUGUCGUGGCGUCGUGCCUUUUCGGUCGGGUCCUAGAUUGGAGGAUCCUGUGUUCUUCAAGCCAAUCGGUGCGGGUGCCGAGGGUACUUACAACACAUCUGACCUGGCACAAGAGGUCAAGCAUCAUGCUGGUCCAGGUACAAGCAUGAAGGUCUGGCUCGAAGAGCUGUCGACGCGCACGAUUGUCAAACGUCAAGAGGACAUCUCAGAUGUCUCCGACAGUGACGAAGAAGCCAUUCAUGACGACAUUGAAGAUGACGAGGAUGACGAGGAUGACGAGAACGACGAGGAUGAUGAUGAGGAUGAAUGA
Molecule: messenger RNA, 1497 nt
Organism: Aureobasidium subglaciale EXF-2481
Lineage: Eukaryota; Fungi; Ascomycota; Dothideomycetes; Dothideales; Saccotheciaceae
Exons: 1
Coding region: 1-1497 (498 amino acids)
Molecular function (GO): protein binding
Source: RefSeq, a predicted model, not a curated record